AUGUUGCCUGCCCAGCGCAAGAAAGUGGAUCUUAGUACCAUGACGGAAGAGGAGAAGAAGCUGUUCAGUCUCUACGGCAAACUGCCGAACCACAAGAAUGUGUUGAUGAAGAUGCAGAAAGAUCGCAAGUAUUUUGAUUCUGGAGACUAUGCUCUGUCAAAAGCUGGUGUCGCUCCUGAGAAUGCUGUUGGCACUGCGAUACCUAGCCCUGAGUCGUAUGUUGGAGCUCCUACACUACAUCCAUCCGCUUACCAUGCCAUCAGUAUUCCUCACGCGUCUCCCCCUUCUUCGCAUCCUCCCCUGUCUGCUUCCCCCAAUCUUCCCAACAGCCCGGCGAAAGAAUCAGCUCCCAAGGCAGAGGGAUCCUAA
Dacryopinax primogenitus is the source of this 369-nucleotide messenger RNA. RefSeq lists its product as uncharacterized. Lineage: Eukaryota; Fungi; Basidiomycota; Dacrymycetes; Dacrymycetales; Dacrymycetaceae. Gene Ontology annotation, cellular component: cytoplasm. The transcript is spliced from 3 exons. The record is from RefSeq and is a predicted model, not a curated record. Bases 1 to 369 code for a protein of 122 amino acids. Gene Ontology annotation, molecular function: protein phosphatase inhibitor activity.